AUGCAUAGUUGGGGGCGGACUUGAAAGUCACCCGGAUGUGAUAGACCAUGUGCACUUCUGCCUCUCUGAAGCUCAGUUACGCUGCGCUGCUGUCCUCUCCUUAUCACGUUAUAACAUUCCUUGCUGUAGACCUGUGACAACAGCGAUCACCAAUUUACAAAGAUGUUCCGUCUAGCCACAGUCAUGAGACAGGUGAGGCCAGUGUCAAGGGCUCUGGCACCCCACCUCACACGGGCCUAUGCCAAGGAUGUGAAGUUUGGAGCUGAUGCCCGUGCCCUCAUGCUGAAGGGCGUGGAUCUGCUGGCUGAUGCAGUAGCCGUGACUAUGGGCCCUAAGGGCCGCACGGUGAUCAUCGAGCAGAGCUGGGGCAGCCCCAAGGUCACCAAGGACGGCGUGACCGUGGCCAAGAGCAUCGACCUCAAGGACCGCUACCAGAACAUCGGCGCCAAGCUGGUGCAGGACGUGGCCAACAACACCAACGAGGAGGCCGGCGACGGCACCACCACCGCCACGGUGCUGGCACGCGCCAUCGCCAAGGAGGGCUUCGACUCCAUCAGCAAGGGGGCCAACCCCGUGGAGAUCCGCCGCGGCGUCAUGAACGCCGUCGACGUGGUCAUGACGGAGCUGAAGAGGCUCUCCAAGCCUGUCACCACCCCCGAGGAGAUUGCCCAGGUUGCCACAAUUUCAGCCAACGGAGAUGAGGAGAUUGGAAGCAUUAUUUCCAACGCCAUGAAGAAAGUGGGCCGCAAGGGAGUCAUCACCGUGAAGGAUGGCAAGACUCUGCACGACGAGCUGGAAAUAAUUGAGGGUCUGAAGUUUGACCGUGGCUACAUUUCUCCCUACUUCAUCAACACCGCUAAAGGCCAGAAGUGUGAGUUCCAGGACGCCUACCUGCUGCUGAGCAUGAAGAAGAUCUCCACCGUCCAGAGCAUUGUUCCUGCCCUGGAGAUUGCCAACCAGCAGCGCAAGCCUUUGGUCAUUGUGGCUGAGGAUGUGGACGGAGAGGCCCUCAGUACUCUGGUUCUCAACAGACUUAAGGUUGGCCUCCAGGUGGUUGCUGUUAAGGCUCCAGGCUUUGGGGACAACAGGAAAAAUCAGUUGAUGGAUAUGGCCGUCGCCACUGGUGGCACUGUGUUCGGUGACGACGCCGUGGGCCUGGCUCUAGAAGACAUCCAGGCUCAUGACUUCGGCAGGAUCGGAGAGGUGCAGGUGACCAAAGACGACACCAUGCUGCUGAAGGGCGGCGGCAGCGCGGAGGCCGUGGAGAAGCGUGCUGCAGAGAUCAUCGAGCAGCUGGAUGAAUGCACCAGUGACUACGAGAAGGAGAAGCUCAACGAGAGGCUGGCCAAGCUCUCCGACGGCGUGGCUGUCCUUAAAAUCGGAGGCACAAGUGACGUGGAGGUGAACGAGAAGAAGGACCGCGUUACCGACGCUCUGAACGCCACCCGGGCCGCCGUGGAGGAGGGCAUUGUGCCCGGCGGCGGCUGUGCCCUGCUGCGCUGCAUCCCUGCCCUGGACGCCAUGAAGCCCAUCAACGCCGACCAGAAGAUCGGUAUCGAUAUCAUCAGGAGGGCGCUCCGCAUCCCAGCCAUGACCAUUGCCAAGAACGCCGGUGUGGACGGCUCCCUCGUGGUGGAGAAGAUCCUGCAGGGAGGAGCCGAGCUGGGCUACGACGCGAUGAAGGGAGAAUUUGUCAACAUGGUGGAGACGGGCAUCAUCGACCCCACCAAGGUUGUGAGGACGGCCCUUAUGGACGCCGCGGGCGUUGCUUCCCUGCUGUCCACCGCUGAGUGUGUUGUCACGGAGAUCCCCAAGGAUGAGAAGGAGAUGCCAGGUGGCGGAGGCAUGGGUGGAAUGGGCGGCAUGGGUGGCAUGGGAGGAAUGGGUGGCAUGGGUUUCUAAGCCAGCACCAUAAACAAAGAUAAGACUUCGGGGCAGCGUUGUGCCAGGGAGAGAAGAGCCUUCCGGCCGCCGAGCUCCCUCCCACCACCACCACGGCCAGCCCAAACUGACCCACCCCUCUCAUUCCUCCCUCCCUCCCUCCCUUACUGGUUCCCAGAAGAAAGCCUUGCCCCACCCAGCACCACUGCGUCCUCCUCGCCUUUCCUAACCCAUGCACAUAAUAAAGCUCAUCAUCCAUGGACUGGGGGGCAGAGGACCAGCCAGUGUCCCUGUUUACACCCUCCAGUGCUGUCCAAGAAAUCAUAACGAAAGAGUACAAUAAAUGUAUAUGUAGGUGAAGCUGUAAAAUGAUAUAUGGGAGAAGAAGCUAAUGUACAUCUUUAUUUUCUUACUCUUGCAAGAAAUAAUCUUAAAGAUUAUUUCUGUCAAGUGUUAUGAAUACUAAAAAACAAACUAUCUCUAUUAAUGUAAAAUGUUGAUGGAGAAAAUCGAGCCUAGCCAAGAAUGUUUCACCGUCAAAUGUAUUUGUUUUUUCAGUUUUGUCCGUUUUAUACAUGUCCUGGGUUCGUAUAUGGCUUAAAAACUCAACUAAGCUGAGCCAAUUAAACCAAUGUUCUCUGGCAUAUGAGCAUUUGCAGACAUUUAUUGUGAUGGGUCAAUACUUCUGAUCAUCUGAUCGGUUACAGAUCAGGUUUGUAUAUGACCAUUGUAGUUGGACAAAAGUGCCUCGUUUAGAAAUGUGAAACAGCAAGGUUUCGAGUCUGAUGUGGCCAUCUUAAGUCUGCCGCAAUACAUUUCUGUUUUACGCCUUUUGCUCGAAUACCAUCUUAAACAUCAUGAGGGAACGCAUGGGCAGCUGAGUUUUAAAUUAAUUUUCCAGAUAAUGUUCUGGGUAGGACUGGCUGGGCUGGGUAACCUGGUGGUGCUCGAGUUGAAAAUGUGUUUUGGACCAUGUCGCAGGUCUGAAACAAAUGUUUUCCUGUUCUCCUGCUGUCAAACAUCCACCAUAUGGACUCUUCGGUCCUCCCACAUCAGUGUGAACCAUUUAUGCUAAUUGGAUGCCGUUAACGCAAACAAGCCCAAAUAAUGUUACUUUUACAACCUAUGGGGUGGUACGUCCGUAGAACAUUAUUCCAUUGCAGUUCAGCAAGCAGUUGUCUUUCAGUUUCUGUUUUGUACUAUAGUCCAUAAUUACUGGUGAUUUUGUUUUUUUUAUUUAAUAAAAACAAUUAUAUUGAAA
Molecule: messenger RNA, 3142 nt
Organism: Gadus macrocephalus (Pacific cod)
Lineage: Eukaryota; Metazoa; Chordata; Actinopteri; Gadiformes; Gadidae
Gene: hspd1
Product: heat shock 60 protein 1
Exons: 11
Coding region: 163-1902 (579 amino acids)
Biological process (GO): positive regulation of T cell activation; protein import into mitochondrial intermembrane space; mitochondrial unfolded protein response
Cellular component (GO): mitochondrial inner membrane; mitochondrial matrix
Molecular function (GO): ATP binding; ATP-dependent protein folding chaperone; protein-folding chaperone binding
Source: RefSeq, a predicted model, not a curated record